Messenger RNA from Diaporthe batatas, 1836 nucleotides. RefSeq lists its product as uncharacterized. Gene Ontology annotation, cellular component: membrane. The record is from RefSeq and is a predicted model, not a curated record. Lineage: Eukaryota; Fungi; Ascomycota; Sordariomycetes; Diaporthales; Diaporthaceae. Gene Ontology annotation, biological process: transmembrane transport; carbohydrate transport. The transcript has a single exon. The coding region runs from base 1 to 1836 and encodes 611 amino acids. Gene Ontology annotation, molecular function: carbohydrate:proton symporter activity.
AUGUCUGAAAUUGUGUUUCCUCCGCAGUUGGUGGCGGUCGCUUCGAGUCCUGCUGCUCAUCCACGCAGCAGAGCCGCCUCAGCUGUCAAUCAUUUGAACAUUGAAAGCCUCGCCAGCACGGCUGUCAACUCAACAGAAGACACGGCCGACACAACAGCUGUCAACACACCAUGUGCUUCAUCCCCAGUGGCAUCAAAGACUGGAUCGAAAGUCGACCUACCUCUCGAACACGAGUCUGAGAGGGCCGCACGGUACACGGAAACAGAGCAUGCCAUGACGUUCACCAGCGCUAUCAAACUCUACUACCCUGCUGUCUUGUGGGCACUUGUCGUCAACCUCGCGACGCUCUGCCAAGGCCUUGAUGGGCAGGUGAUCGGCGCCCUCGUCGGCAUAGGGCCGUUCAAGCAGCACUUCGGCGUCGAGUACGAAGGCGCGUACAUCAUCGAAGCCCACUGGCUGGGCGCAUUCAACUAUGCUAACAAGGUUGGCUCCAUCAUCGGCGCCUUCUGCGCAGGAAUGGCCUACGACCGCCUCGGCCUCCGAAGAGUCAUCGCCCUGAGCUCAGCCCUCUCCAUCGGCUUUGUCUUUGUCCAAUUCUUCGCCACGCACCCAGCACAACUGGUGACCGGCAUCUUUUUCAACGGCUGUGUCAUCUCGUUCUUCACCGUCUGUGCCACCGCCUACGUGGGCGAGGUGUGCCCCGUCGUCCUCCGUGGUUUCGCUGCCUCCGCCAUCAACAUGUUGCUCGUCGCCGGCCAGCUGAUGGGCUCGGGCAUCCUCAAGAUCGCCAACAACAUUGCUUCAAACUGGGCCUACAAGUUCCCUAUCGCAAGCCAGUGGCCACUGCCUGUCAUCAUGCUGGUCUUCACCCUCGGUAACUUCCUACCUGACCCUCCGUACUGGCUGUGCAAGCGCGGAGAGUACGAGGCCGCAGAAAACUCCCUGCGCCGGCUCGCGGUGGCAGAAGUUGACCCUACCCAUAAACUGAGCUUCGUCCGCGAAACGCUCCGCAUCGAGAACGAAUCGAAGCAGGGCUCCAAGGCUAAGAUGAGGGAAUGCUUCAAGGGCACCGACCGACGACGCCUCAUCAUCUGUCUGAUGGUCUACGCCAUACAAGCCCUCGUCGGCGCUGUCGUAUUCCACGAUUUCGCCGUCUAUUUCUUCGAGCUGUCCGGCCUGAGCGCCGACAACGCCUUCAGCAUGAACGUGGGGGUCAACGCGAUUGGGUUCAUCGGAUCCUGCCUCGCAUGGUGGUUCCUGCAGUUCCUUGGCCGCCGCGACGCCUAUCUCUGGGGCUGCAUCACCCUCGCCGGGCUCCAGGGCCUGAUUGGGAUCUUGGACCUUAUCCCUCGCCCAGCGACGGGUACAGCCCCAUCCUCAUGGGGACAGAGCGCGGUCAUAAUCACAUGCAACCUCGUCUACGACAUCACAAUCGGCCCCUACGGCUUCGUCCUCAUGUCCGAGGUGUCCUCGGCCCGCCUGCGAGGGUUCAACAUCGGACUCUCCUCCGCCUUUUACCAGGUUUGCGCAAUCACCCUGGCCGUCGGAGUCCCGUUCCUCAUCAACCAAGACCAGGCAAACCUCGGCGGCAAGAUCGGGUUCAUCUUCGCGGGCAUCGGCGGGCUUUGUGCGUUGUUCUGCUUCUUCUGUCUCCCUGAGACUAAGGGUCGCACGUUUGAGGAGUUGGACCAUAUGUUUAACAUCCACUUGCAUUCGAGGAAGUUCAAGAACUUCAACAUCCUACACGGCCACGAGAAGGAGUCGACCGAGAACAAGGGCCAGGGUGCAGCGAAGACAACAGCGAGUAGUGAGACAGACCUGUCACUUGUGCCAUGA